AGCAGCCGUUAACCAGACCUCCCGCCCGCCCUCCUUCUGGUGCCUCCGCGGCCCCAGGUUCCGCACAAGUUUCCGCCGCCGAAAAAGCAGGAGGCGAAGGCGGGGGAGGACGGACUAGGGGAGUCGUACGCCCCCGGCCCUCCCGCCCGCUAUGUGGGGGCGCUUCCUGGCCCCGGAGGCCGGCGGCCGGGACAGCCCCGGCGGAGCCCGCAGUCUCCCGGCGGGCCCAGAUUAUUCCUCAUCAGCAUGGUUACCUGGUAAUGAGUCAUUGUGGCAGGCCACAGCUGUUCCAUCCAACCAUCGAAAUAAUCAUAUCAGGAGACAUAGUAUAACUUCUGACAGUGGUGACACCGGCAUUGGAACUUCUUGUUCUGACAGCGUGGAAGAUCAUUCAACCUCAAGUGGCACAUUAUCUUUUAAGCCUAGUCGGUCGUUGGUUACUCUUCCUACUGCCCAUGUCAUGCCGUCUAACUCCAGCGCUACAGUUUCCAAACACAGGGAAUCAUUGACGUCAGAUGGCUCAAAAUGGAGUACUAGCCUCAUGCAAGCAUUGGGAAACCACAGUAGGGGAGAACAGGACUCUUCACUAGACAUGAAGGACUUCCGGCCCCUCCGGAAAUGGUCAUCUUUAUCCAAACUCACUGCCUCGGAUAACUUCAGCCAGGGUGGCAUUGUACACACGGAAGAGUCAAGGAGUGGUUUGGAAAAGACAGGGAGAGGCAAGGUUUUAACCUCGCAACUAAGAACAAUUGGGCCUAGCUGCUUACAUGAUAGUAUGGAGAUGCUUAAACUAGAAGACAAGGAAAUAAAUAAAAAACGAUCGUCAACUCUGGACUGCAAAUAUAAAUUUGAGAGCUGUAGCAAAGACGACUUUAGAGCUUCCUCCUCCACCCUUAGGAGACAGACCUUAGACAUGACAUACAGUGCCUUACCUGAAAGCAAGCCCAUUAUGACAAAUGCAGAGGCUUUUGAACCUCCGAAAUAUUUACUGCUUGGUCAACAGGCAGUAGGUGGAGUCCCCAUUCAACCUUCUGUGAGGACACAGAUGUGGCUUACGGAGCAGUUGCGGACAAACCCGUUGGAAAAUAGAACUACAGAGGACUCUUACAGUUUAGCUCCUUGGCAACAGCAGCAAAUUGAAGAGUUUCGACAAGAAAAUGAAACACCAGUGCAGGUUUUGACCGGAUCCUCUCGUCAAAGUUAUUCACCUUCUGGCUAUCAGGAUUUCAGUAAGUGGGAAUCAGUGCUGAAAAUAAAAGAAGGACUGCUAAGGCAGAAAGAAAUUGUAAUUGAUCGGCAGAAGCAGCAAAUUAGCCACUUACACGAGAGGAUAAGGGAUAAUGAAAUACGGGCACAACAUGCCAUGUUAGGACAUUAUGUGAACUGUGAAGAUUCUUUUGUGGCUAGUUUGCAGCCACAGUAUGAGAACAGUUCACUCCAAACUCCAUUUUGUGAUCAGUCAGUAUCCCAUUCCCAGCAAGAGGAACUUGAGCAAAAGCUUGCAUCUACUGAAAAAGAGGUUUUACAGCUCAACCAGUUUCUCAAACAAAGAAUAAGCCAAUUUAGUGAAGAAAAGAAGAAACUGGAGGAAAAGUCUAGUUUCCUUCCUGUUUCUGAAACACUGUUACCACUACAGAUUAGUUUUGAAUCUUCUUGGUCUUCAUAUAAAUGGAGUCAUACUCUUAAAACCAGAGAUAGAUAUAUCAGUAGCCUGAAAAAGAAAUGUCAGAAGGAAUCCGAACAAAAUAAAGAAAAGCAGAGAAGAAUUGAGACCUUGGAAAAGUAUCUGGCUGAUCUUCCAACUCUAGAUGAUGUACAGAGUCAGAGUCUUCAGCUUCAGAUUCUAGAAGAAAAAAAUAAGAAUUUGCAAGAGACUCUGCUGGAUGCAGAAAAAAAGCUUGAAGAGAUCAAAAAACAGUGUCAAGAAAAAGAGGCACAACUAAUAUGCCAGAAAAAGAAAGAAAAGGAGUUGGUAACUACAGUUCAGAGCUUGCAGCAAAAAGUAGAAAGAUGCCUUGAAGAUGGAAUUCGCCUUCCCAUGUUAGAUGCAAAACAGCUUCAAAAUGAAAAUGAUACCCUGAGAGAACAAAAUGAGAAUGCUAGUAAGAUAAUAGACAGCCAACAAGAUGAGAUUGAAAGAAUGAUUUUAGAAAUUCAGUCUAUGCAAGGGAAGCUUUCUAAAGAAAAAUUGACUACUCAAAAGAUGAUGGAAGAGCUGGAAAAGAAAGAAAGAAACCUACAGAGAUUAACAAAAACAUUGCUUGAUAACCAAAGACAAACAGAAGAGACGUGCUCUUUAUUGGAUCAAGGCCAGGAAGGAGACCAAUCCAGGCAGCAGACAGUACUCACUAAAUGGCCACUAUCUGAUUUGAGUGUGAUUGAUCAGCUGUUCAAGGAAAUGUCCUAUUGUUUGUUUGACUUGAAGGCAUUGUGUAGUAUUCUUAAUCAGCGUGCUCAGGGCAAGGAGCCUAAUCUUUCCUUAUUACUGGGAAUCAGAUCAAUGAACUGUUCAGCUGAAGAGACUGAGAAUGACUACAGCCCAGAGACACUCACUAAAAAAUUGUCAGAUGUAUGCCAGUUACGGAGGGACAUUGACGAAUUAAGGACUACAAUAUCAGACCGCUAUGCUCAGGACAUGGGAGACAACUGCAUUACCCAAUGAUCAACUAUUGGUCCCACAGCAAUAAUGACCCAUUGUUAAAUGCUGCUGUGUUACAGUUCUUCAUAUUUCCUUUUAGGAGCCAUAAUGGAAAGUCACAAGUGACAUAUCGCUUACACAUAGGAUUUUUUUCCGUAAAUUUGUUUUAUUGGGGUGAGAAAGGGGAUUUGAAGAGGUUUCAAAGGGGCUCAUCUAAUCAGGCCAAAAGAAUGACUUACUAUUUGAAAAAUGUGAUAAAGUGUUUAAGAAAAAAAAAAAAAAAAUCUGUAUUCUCAAACUACUGAUCAUAGGACCAAGCUGUGAAGAGUGCCCUUCAGAUAAUGGGGUAGGAUUUUUUUUUAUCUGUAAUUGUGUGUGUGUGUGUGUGUGUGUGUGUGUGUGUGUGUGUGUGUGUAUGUGCGUGCGCACGCGUGUGUGCGUGCAUGUGUGUUAUUCACAAAAUUAUAAGGAUUUCUAGGGUCAAAGCAAAGCUUCUAAGAAAGGCACACACUGUUUAUUCUUGUAUUUCUUUUCUUUCAUGUAGAAGCUUGUGUUGUACUUUGGGGUUUUCAAGGGCUGGCUGAACAAGAGUAUUCAACAGGAGGCAAGUGUUUUAAUAGUAGUACAGCUGGCAAAACCAUUUGUAUUUUGAACAACCACUGUGCUGAGAUGAUGAGGUUGUGGGAUUGGGUUGAUUUUAGUACUGUAGAUAGGUCAGCUAUUUUUCCAGAGUGAUUGUGGAUUGCCUUAGAGGUAUGAAAUUUUGAUGUGAUGAUCUUUUUCAUUAGCAUUGUAAUUUAUAUAUCACAAGGCAUUUUAACAUAAUCUGAACUAAUUUUAACAUGUCCCUUACUAUUUACAAUUACUAUUUACUUACAUAUAUCAAUGUAAACAAAGCCAUAAAGAAUUAAUGCAAACCUUCUAAGGCUGUUGUAAAAGAAGGAUUAACUGAAAAGUCACUCUGGAACAGUAGUUUAUUUAUCCAAUUCUCAAACGUUUACAUUUCAGGAGUUUUGUAUAUGUUUUAAAGUUUUAAAACAUAAAGUAUAUGUUUUAAGAAAAGCCAGUCUGUAUUCUUUAUAUCUGAAUUAUCACUAACAUAAAAUUUAAACCAGGUGAUGUUUCAAUUCCAUUUAUUAAGUAAAGUACAUUAAAAACAGGGUUUUUCAUAGAAUACAAACUUGACCAGGUUAGUUCUUCUUCAGGAAUACAGGAUAUCACUAUGAAAUGCAACUGAUUGUUAAGUAGACACAAUUAUUUAAACUUCCAAAUGAGUAUAUUACUGUUUUAGUUGGUAUUUUGGAAGGACUAUGUAUUUUAAUGCCUUUAGAGCAUUUAUUGCAUUCUUUUGAAUACUUAUAGCAAUCAUUGUCCUUUAAAAACUGGUUUGUUUUCUUGAUGCAACCAGGUCUCAUACAGGUCAAGACUAAAUAAGAGAGAGAAGGAAUAAGGGGUGGUAAUCAAGCAGGAAAAUACUGUUUGGGGCAAGAACAGAUCAUGUGUCUGGUUUUUGUUUUGUUUUGUUUUGUUUUGGGUUUUUUUGCCAGGCUUAAAUACUGGUAUAAAGGCUGCUCCUAGAAAAGAUUUUUCUUAAAUAUUUUCAGCAGUGAAAACAUAUGUGGGAUAAGAACUUCAAGGAAACUGCCCACGAAGACAUUCAGUUCAAAAUUUGGCUUAUAUGCAGUGCUCAGUAAGUUAUUUUAAGGUUAUGUUGCAACAGUCAGUUAUAAUACAUUGUAAGGACAUCAGACUUUGUUUCUGUUCAGUGCCUGAGUAUUCCUUACUCUUGCUUCUUAGGAUCUGGGCACUAAGAAAUCAGUGCAUUAUAGUGAUUCUGCAUCCCAAGGUCCCUAACUUAAUAAGGAAAAGUCACUGGUAAGAACGUGGCAUUCUAAUGUGUUCAUUUGUUUUCUUAAUGUUGGCGGUUUGAAGACAAUCAGGGAGCAGUAAAGUUAUACCAAAAAUCUGAUGCAAAGAAUUCUGCCUUGUAAAAGUAUCUAGAAAAAUGGGCCUUUACAGUAAAAUAGAUAAUAACAUCUGAGAAAGAUAAGAGAUAUGCAGCACACAUUUUUACAUUCUCUCUGAAUAGAAAUCCCUACCCUUAUCCCCAGCCUCCACGGUUUGGGAAAUAAAGGCACCCUAAGGUGAUAGUGCUAAUGCACAUAAGUAAUCACUGAUUUGGGUCACUCGGUUCUUAAUGUCUUUGAGGUUUUUUAGUAUAUGUUUUGGGGUUUUAUGGUUAUUGUUGUUUUAAACAAACUUUUGGUCAUUUGUUUUAAUAUACUGUAGAUACAUUUUUGUUUUCUGGCUUAGGAUAAAAUAAUUUGAUUUUUUCAACAAGUUUUCUAAAACUUACAGAAUUUGACUUAAUUUACUUGUCUUGAGAUAAAAAUGUUUUAACUUAGUAAAAAAUUGACAAACUACUGAUGUAUUUCAGUUUCCAACAUGUAUACUCCCCCAUAAAUAAAAAAGGGAAAUAAGAUGUGAUAGUUCAGGUAUAACUCUGAAUUACAAAAUGUAAUCUCUUGGAGUCUGGAGUUUGUGAAGGGACCUAAAUAAUAAGUAGAAAGCCUUGGAGGGAAUUGGGGGUGGGGGGGGUAAUGAAACUAGUAGUAGUCUAAUUUGUCAGCAUUUAAUUUUGAUUUUAUUUUUCAGAAAAUUGCCCUCUCCCUAGAUAACCUCUUGUGUUAGAAUGUAGUAAUAGUGAUAUCUCAUUGAAAGCAAAGAUUUUACUAUUAGGUCAAGUAAGAUGGGCAGAUAGAAAACACUGUAGUGUCUUAUCCUAGUUUAAAACUGGGAUGUUCUUAGAAGUUAUUAUACUGAUAUAUAUCUGAGAUGAAAAUUAACCUAAAUUUUGAAGUUAAAUCUAUUUGAAAAUUUCCUUAUAUGUGAAAAAAUUUUAAUUAUGCUUCUGUGAAUUAAAUGCUUAUCUUCUUAGGAAAUGUCUUAUGCAGUAUUAACAUUUAUUAUUGAUCUGCUGGGUUUUGAAGUUGAGUUUAUUCUGCCCCAGUGACACUAAAGCAAGGAUAAAGUAACAGUAUCUCAAUAAAAGACCCAGUUACCUAUGCAGAUAAAAUUAACUGAAUCAAAGGCACAGUAGUUGUCUUUUCAUUUGAUGUCCAAAAAGGAUGACUUUAGUUUAACUUAGUAAAUUUUCAGUGGCCUCUAAUUUUAAAAGCUCAAGUGUUGACUGGGUAAGUCAUGCCUGAAUUUUUUUUAAGUGUGGCCCCUUCUUAUGUUUGAAAUGGGGUUCAAUAUUUAAUAUUAACAAUAUUGUUUUUUAGUGAAACUUAUUUUGGUCAUGACAGCUUAUUAAACUGAAUUAGACUUCUUUCAGUAACUUGUUGGAGACAAUCUCAAGGGCCGGAAAGUGUUGCUAAAAUGGAUAUUGUACAUUUCUGACUCACUAAUGAGCUUAUAAGUUAAUUUUGUCAUAGUUCAAGACAUUAAUAGAAAUCUCUUAGAGGAUAUUUUCAAAGAAAUCUGUAUUGGGAAAAUGUUCUUUCGAUAUCAGUAAUAGUUCAUUGAAUAACUUAGCAGCGGAGAACUUGGACUAUAUUUUUACAUAGCAUAGCUCAGCUCAUGCACACCUUUAGUUUGGAUUAUUGGUAUUCUUUUAUGUAAAUUUAUAUCAUUGUAGAUAUGUAAUUAUAGUAAGAAGCCAUUCUCAUAACCUUGCUCAGACUAUAUCAUUUGAAACUGCCAGUAGCUGUAGCUCUCAGAGCCAAAGUUAAUUCAUUUUGUUUCUUUCCAUUUUGGGCAAAUUUUGGUGUUCACAAAAUGAGAAAAAUGAUUUCCUAUUUGAUUAUAAAGAGUAUAAUUUCUAACCUACCCCAAGUUGCCAUGGUGGCAUAUUACUGUAUGAUAAUAUUAUACAUUUAAUCAUGAAGGGGGAGAGCUUUUGGAUUUUUAGAAUUUUCUUAUUUAAAAGUAUUGAGUAUAUUAAUGUAGUUUCAAAUCAGUAAUUCAUUAACAACACUUGCAGUUGCAUACAGAGAGAACCUUUUGUGCCUUUUUGCCUGCAGUAAGCAUUCAUUUCUAUUUUACAUGAGUUAUAAGAAUGUUGAUGAUUAUUGCACCUUGUUCUUCUGUAAACAGACCUGAUUAAGGAUUUUUUCUUAAGCAAGGAGCAGUUUUUCAUUACUAGGUAAAUACUUUAGGAAACUUGAGAGGAGGGUAUCGGAUACGUCUUUGGAGCCCAGCCCUUUCCCAGUCUAGUGAGCAGGAAACUCCUUCGGAAUGUAGUUAUUUGUGUGUAUAUGUGUGUACAUAUGUGUAUAAAUAUUUAAAUACAGAAACAUAAAAUUUGGCAUCACAUUGGUGUGAUGACAAGAAGUAGUAAGGUGCUAGGUGGUUACAUUAAAAGCACAGCAGAGUGUAUAAUCAGUCACUGUGACUGGUGGUUUUGUAAACUAGGUUCAGUUUUUGAACCACCCAGAAUACCUCAUGUGUAAAUAAAAUGGUCAUGACUUAAUUGAAAUACAGUUAUUGUAAAGAGAAUGUGAAGCCACUGGUUGGCUUAUGCCUUCUGAUCUAUCAUUCUUGCCUCUUUUUUUGUAAAGGGGUUUUUUUGUUUUUGUUUUCUAAUAGGGUUUACAGCUAGAAUUUUGAAUGCCAAAGUUCUAUUUAUUAAAUUAAAAAAAGUUUUCAAUGUUAAUGGCUAAGUAUUUUUCCACUGGACUAUUGUUUGUGAUGUUGGAAUUUGUUUUUACAGAGAAAUAAAUUUUUUAUAAAACGA
This is a messenger RNA of Acinonyx jubatus (cheetah), 7376 nucleotides long. RefSeq names its product centrosomal protein 85 like (gene CEP85L). The record is from RefSeq and is a predicted model, not a curated record. Gene Ontology annotation, cellular component: centrosome. The coding region runs from base 152 to 2662 and encodes 836 amino acids. Lineage: Eukaryota; Metazoa; Chordata; Mammalia; Carnivora; Felidae. The transcript has 14 exons.